This is a messenger RNA of Mauremys mutica (yellowpond turtle), 1660 nucleotides long. It is a transcript of the gene SLC7A9, whose product is annotated as solute carrier family 7 member 9. NCBI's taxonomy places the organism in Eukaryota, Metazoa, Chordata, Testudines, Geoemydidae. Gene Ontology annotation, molecular function: L-amino acid transmembrane transporter activity. The transcript is spliced from 13 exons. Gene Ontology annotation, cellular component: membrane. The record is from RefSeq and is a predicted model, not a curated record. Gene Ontology annotation, biological process: amino acid transmembrane transport. Bases 163 to 1644 code for a protein of 493 amino acids.
UUCCGCUUCUGAUAUUCAGCCUUCAGACAUGGACAUUCCCUGCUGAUUAACUCUUAAAUCUAACUGGAGCGGUGAAGAAACGCUACACACAAAGAGCUCGGUGGCCAGAUUUAUGACAAACAAAUAUAAAGAAAUAAGAUAUCUCAACAUCAAAUAAGCCAAAUGGGUGAAGAAAACAUGAGAAAAAGAAAUGGAGAGACUAACAGGGAAAGAGAUGAACAAUCCAUCCAAAGUAAAGAGUCCAAAACUAUGAAUCUACAGAAAGAGGUGGGCCUGAUCAGUGGGAUCUGCGUUAUUGUUGGUACAGUUAUUGGCUCAGGCAUCUUUAUUUCUCCAAAGUCGGUACUUGCCAAUGUUGGAGCUGUGGGGCCAUGUUUAAUCAUCUGGGCAGCCUGUGGAAUUCUUUCUACAUUAGGUGCACUAUGUUUUGCUGAGCUAGGCACAAUGAUCACAAAAUCAGGGGGAGAAUAUCCUUACCUUAUGGAAGCAUUUGGUCCUAUUCCAGCAUAUUUGUUUUCCUGGACUAGUUUAUUGGUCAUCAAACCCAGUUCAUUUGCUAUCAUUUGUCUCAGCUUUGCAGAAUAUGCUUCAGCUCCUUUUUAUUCAGGCUGUGAUCCACCCGUUGUAGUCAUUAAGUGUCUUGCAGCAGCUGCCAUUGUGAUUAUUACCACAGUGAAUUCACUGAGUGUGAAGUUGGGGAGCUAUGUUCAGAAUUUUUUCACUGCUGCUAAAAUGAUCAUUGUCAUAAUCAUUAUUGUAAGUGGAAUUGUUCUCCUUGCAAAAGGAAAAACAGAAAAUUUUAAAAACUCUUUCAAUGAUGCUAAAAUUUCUGCUGGUUCUAUCAGUUUGGCAUUUUAUAAUGGACUCUGGGCCUAUGAUGGAUGGAAUCAACUCAAUUACAUUACAGAAGAACUUAAAAAUCCUUACAGAAAUCUACCACUUUCUAUAAUCAUUGGAAUCCCAUUGGUUUCAGUUUGCUAUGUUCUGAUUAAUAUUUCAUAUUUCACAAUAAUGACUUCAACAGAACUUCUGCAGUCCCAGGCGGUCGCUGUGACAUUUGGUGAUCGGGUCCUCUAUCCAGCUUCUUGGAUAGUUCCUCUCUUUGUGGCCUUUUCUACAAUUGGAGCAGCCAAUGGGACCUGUUUUACUGCUGGCAGACUUGUUUAUGUAGCAGGUCGUGAAGGGCACAUGCUAAAGGUGCUGUCUUACAUUAGUGUUAAACGUUUCACCCCAGCACCUGCUAUCAUAUUUUAUGGUGCCAUUGCUAUUAUUUAUAUCAUCCCUGGAGACAUUAAUACACUCAUAAACUACUUUAGUUUUGCCGUCUGGAUAUUUUAUGGUUUGACUGUAUUUGCACUCAUAGUUAUGAGAUUUACAAGAAAAGAGCUCAAAAGACCAAUCAAGAUACCUAUCGUCAUUCCCGUCUUAGUGACAAUAGUCUCCAUUUUACUAGUUUUGGCUCCAAUUAUCAGUGAACCUGAAUGGGCAUAUCUCUACUGUGUUUUAUUUAUUCUUGGAGGACUUAUAUUUUAUGUCCUUUUCAUUCAUUUUAAAUUCAACUGGGCUCAAAAAAUAUCAAGGCCCAUCACCAUGUACCUUCAGAUGCUUCUAGAAGUUGUUCCGCCAGAGAAAGUUCCUGAAUAAAGAGAUUUGAUUUCCA